UUUUCUCCUUUUCAGAUUUUACAAAAUUUGGGUAAAGUUGAUCGUACUGCAGAUGAGAUAUUCGAUGAUCAUUUGAAUAAUUUCAAUCGCCAGCAACAAAAUGCCAAUAGAUUACAAAAAGAAUUCAAUAACUACAUUAGAUGUAUAAGAGCUGCACAAAUCGCAUCCAAAUCCUUGAUGGAUGCCAUUUUCGAAAUUUACGAACCCCAAUGGAGCGGUUAUGAUGCUUUAAGUGCACAAGUCCAAUCGGCCGAAUCAUUAUGGCAGGAUUUCUCACACAAAUUGGCCGAUCAAGUAUUGAUUCCAUUGAAUACCUAUACAGGACAAUUUCCAGAAAUGAAGAAAAAGGUCGAAAAACGCAACAGAAAACUUAUCGAUUACGAUAGUCAACGUCACUCGUUCCAAAGUCUACAAGCCAAUGCCAAUAAACGUAAAGAUGAUGUUAAGCUGACCAAGGGCCGGGAACAAUUGGAGGAAGCCAGACGCACAUAUGAACUAUUGAACACCGAAUUGCACGAUGAACUACCGGCCUUGUAUGAAUCAAGAAUAUUGUUUUUGGUAACCAAUUUGCAGACUCUAUUCGCCACAGAACAAGUUUUCCACAAUGAAACGGCUAAGAUCUACUCCGAACUUGAGGCCAUUGUUGACAAAUUGGCUACAGAAUCACAACGUGGUUCAAAUACUUUGAGAAAAGUGACAUCCAAUGCCAUUAAAGCUUCCAGUCCUGUACAAUCACCAGUCAAACAAAUGAACGAUGCCAACAUCAGCAACAGCAUUCAAUAUCAAAAUACCAAUGGUUCUACCAAUCCACCAUCACCAAGUACUUCUUCUACACAAGAACCCACCAGACCUGAUAAUGUUUCUCCAACACCAGAAACAUCAGCCGCCGCCGCAGCUGCAGCAGCCGCCGCAAUGCCACCUAGCUCACCCAGUGGUCCAAGUGCCGAGCAAAGAACAACGAGUAUUGGCAAUUUGGUAAGUGAUGCCACCGCCGUGGAUUCGAAUACCAAUACCCCACAACAUUCAGUGAGUAAUGCCAAUGGCAAUGCAAUGCCUGAACUGGUGGCCAGAAGAUCAACAUCGACUAGUGAAGAAAAACCCGUAGCAGCCACUAGUGCCAACAAUAUGGAAAGCAGCACCAAAGAUUUGGAUAAGGAUAUGAAUAAUGCAACUAGCACAACGAUAACCAAGACAGUUACAACUGAGGAGAAAAUUACGAAAACCACCACCGAUGGACAACAGCAACAGCUCAAUGGUAAUGAAAAUGGCAAUAACAAUGUUGAUGAGCAUGAGGAGGCAGUUGCUGCCACUACCACAAAUGGUAAUGCUAACGAUAGUGAUUUAACAACUUCCCUGCCAGCCAGAGGAACCAAAUCCAAUAAUGCCAAUGCCAAUAAUAUGCCUAAUUCCAAUGCAGCCGCCGCCGCAGCAGCAGCAGCCAGUGAUGAAAAACAAUCAGGAGGUAAUAAUCAUUUGAAUCAUGACAAUGAUCUGAAUAGAAAUAGAAGUAGCAAUUUAGUUGAACAGAGUAAAAAUCCCUUUGAAGAUGAUGAAGAUGAGCAAAUCUACGAAAUACCCAAGG
Messenger RNA from Musca vetustissima, 1582 nucleotides. Its product is annotated as amphiphysin-like. Gene Ontology annotation, molecular function: phospholipid binding; protein binding. Gene Ontology annotation, cellular component: cytoplasm; plasma membrane. The record is from RefSeq and is a predicted model, not a curated record. Lineage: Eukaryota; Metazoa; Arthropoda; Insecta; Diptera; Muscidae. The annotation marks the transcript as partial. The transcript is spliced from 6 exons.